AAAUCUAGCUAACACUGCUGAACUUCCUCUUUCUGGCUGCAUACAGUGGAAUGAGCAGGCUGAGAAGGCUCUAUGUGAUUUAAAAAGUGCACUACUCUCUGCGCCAGCAUUAGGGCUCCCUGACUAUUCUCGUCCAUUCACUUUGUUCGUGGACGAAAAGGGGGGAUAUAUGAAUGCAGUACUAACACAGCUCCAUGGAGAAAAACAAAGGCCAAUAGCCUAUUUUUCGAAAAAAUUGGAUCCAGUGGCUAAGGGACUUCCAACCUGUCUCAGAGCAGUAGCAGCCACAACAGAAGCCGUGCUAGCCAGUACAGAUAUAGUGCUCAUGAACCCCCUAACAGUAAAGGUGCCUCACGCCGUACACUCCAUUUUAGUACAGGCCAAAACUUCACAUCUCACUACUGCUAGGGCAAUACACUAUCAAAACGUACUCUGUACUCUGUCAAAUGGAAAGCAGUAACCAUUUAUACAGAUUCCAGGUAUGCUUUUGGAGUCUGCCAUGAUCAUGGAACAUUGUGGAAAUUAAGGGGAUUCAAAACCAGUACUGGUAAGCCCAUCCAACAUCAGACAUUAGUCGAAUCCCUCCUCGAAGCUAUAAUAAAACCAUCAAGACUGGCAAUAGUUAAAUGCCAGGCCCACACUGGGAAACAAGAUCCUGUCAGCAAAGGAAACGACCUGGCUGAUCACUUUGCUAAACAGGCUGCCUACAAUAACACACCAAUCUUUUUAUUUCAACAGAAAGAUGACAAAGACCCUGAUAAUCAAAUUAUCUCUUUACAGAGUGCAGCCACGGACAGAGAAAAGAGAAAAUGGUCCAAAGAAGGAUCCCUCUCUGAUGGGGUCUGGACUCACAAGCAAAAUAACAAACCUUUCCUCCCAAAAGCUUCUUUCCCAGGUAUAGCAAAAAUCGCACAUGGCCUGGACCACGCCGGAAAGGAUGCCAUGAUUCAAGAUGUUGAGAGACAUUGGGAAGCCAUAGGCUUCUCUACGUAUGCAGAGCAAUUCUGCAGGCGAUGUGCGCUAUGUCAAAAAUUUAAUGUAGGAAAGGGUACCCCGGUAAGUCCCGCCGUCACACCUAACCCAAUGGAUCCAUUCGAACAUCUUCAAAUGGACUUCAUUGAACUAACACCAUCUAAAGGGUACCGAUACUGCUUGGAAAUUGUCGAUGUGUUCUCCCAAUGGGUGGAAGCUUUCCCUUCCAAACAUGCAGACGCCAAAACUGUGGCAAAAGCCUUGAUAAAAGAAAUCAUUCCAAGAUGGGGAAUACCACAAAAAUUGCAGACUGAUAAUGGUACCCAUUUUGUGAAUUCAGUAAUCAAUGAACUAACCACCUGGCUCCAAAUUAACGUGCAUCACUAUUGCAAGUACCACCCUCCAAGCGGAGGUAUAGUAGAAAAGUGCAAUGGCACCCUGAAAUCUAAAUUGGCUAAGAUCUGUGAGCAGACGAAUUUAACCUGGCCUGACGCUUUACCCCUGGCCUUAAUGGGAUUGAGAGGGAGGACACACCAGCAGUUGGGACUGUCGCCGUUCGAAAUUCUGACUGGACGACCCAUGCCUGUCCGCAUGGUCAUUGGCAAUGUCAAUCUGCAUACUGUGGACAAUGAUCUUAUUUCCAGUCUUACAGGUCUCCAAGCAUCCCUGAAGGAGGUCCACGAGCAGGUUAACCAGGCUUGGUGAACUAGUCCUCCACCAACGGAGUCACAGAUUCCCUUGGGAACCUGGAUACUGGUCAGAGACACCCGAAGGAAGCACUGGCAUCAACCUCGCUGGAGGGGACCAUUCCAAGUGCUGCUAUCCACACCUCAUGCCGUUAAAGUCGAAGGACUUCCUGCCUGGAUUCACGUGUCGCAUUGCAAAAAAUGGCAUUCAUAGCAUUGCUAGUCCUAAUCUUUUCUAUCCAUCUGACUUUAGGACAAGAACAAACAGGUGGUGACCAUCUGACUCACCAAUUGAAGCAAAUACAUGGGGACUCUCCCAUGUUAACUUUCCAAAUAGGGAAAACUGCCUCAUUCCAGAUUGACUUUUGUUCCAUUGCUCCCUGUGGGUCCAGUGGACAAGACAAAUGGAGAUUGUCUGAAAAAUACGUUUGUGUGACUCGACCCAGGUAUAAAACUGAUUUAAAUCCCUCCUCCAGUCUAUCUGAAUGUUCAAGCUGGAGUGAUGUGUUUGCAAACACUGGUGACCAGGACUGGGGGUAUAAUCCGUGAGAAGCCCAGGAACAUGAUUUAAAAACAAGGUUUUCUAUAAUUAAAUCAAGG
Molecule: messenger RNA, 2258 nt
Organism: Erpetoichthys calabaricus (reedfish)
Lineage: Eukaryota; Metazoa; Chordata; Cladistia; Polypteriformes; Polypteridae
Product: protein NYNRIN-like
Exons: 2
Coding region: 943-1677 (244 amino acids)
Biological process (GO): DNA integration
Molecular function (GO): nucleic acid binding
Source: RefSeq, a predicted model, not a curated record